This is a messenger RNA of Alternaria atra, 3909 nucleotides long. RefSeq lists its product as uncharacterized. Lineage: Eukaryota; Fungi; Ascomycota; Dothideomycetes; Pleosporales; Pleosporaceae. The record is from RefSeq and is a predicted model, not a curated record. The transcript has 5 exons. Gene Ontology annotation, molecular function: ATP binding; RNA binding; RNA helicase activity. Gene Ontology annotation, biological process: nuclear-transcribed mRNA catabolic process, 3'-5' exonucleolytic nonsense-mediated decay. Bases 1 to 3909 code for a protein of 1302 amino acids. Gene Ontology annotation, cellular component: Ski complex.
AUGGAAGCUUUGUCAGGGGAAUUGGAAAGGCUGCGGCUACACAGCAGUAACCUCGAUCAAGACGGAAUAGACUCCAUAGCUGGUGAACAACGACCACCAAAGCGACAGCGGAAAACCAAAGAGGUCAUCAAAAAGGAACUAGAGCAAGAGUUCCUAACACCCUCAAAGUCUUUCAACACGCAGUGGUUGAACCAGCUUCAGCAGCGCUGGGAUGUACCUACCAAUUAUCGCAGCCUGUUCCAAAUCGCCCCAACACAAACCCGGACCAUCAUCCGCUUCACGCGCGAGGGGCUAGAGGGCCGCGUCACAGGAUACAAAGAAGUCACGGUUCCAGCAAAUUCAGCAACAGCGAAAAACUCCACUUCUCUUCUGAGGAAGCCUGCCAAUAGAGCUGAAUUCGUACGUGGAGCAGCCGGCUUUUUUCCUUUCGCGCCUGGCGGUCUUGAUGGCGUGGAAGCAGUAGCUGCCAUUGAAGAUGAAGUCAUCCAACAGCAAGAGGAUGCGAAUGGAAAACGGAGUGGUGGACUUGACAGGGUCAUCAACUUCAGUGCUGAAGGAGGCUUGUUGGAGGUACCACCCGGUUUUACUCGUGGCCUCGACUUCCAGAAAAAGCCAACUACGGACGCCAAGGCUGCACAAGAGGUGGAGGACACCUUAGGAGAGGCGUCUGCACCCGCCAAGGAUAUCGAUGCCGAUGACGAGGAGACCAUAGACAAGACCGGCGCAGACGUCGAAGUACCUGAUGACGACCAGGAACCUGGAGACGAUGAGAUCGAUGCCUUGUUACCAGUAGAGUUCCCUGCAUUGGCUCCUCAUGGUCCGCUCGCUAUGAGUGCAGGAAGAAAAGGUGGACGAGAGUGGGCUCACAUGGUCGACAUCAAUCGCGAUAUCACCAACUUUCGGGAGCUCGUGCCAGAUAUGGCGCGCGAGUGGCCCUUUGAGCUUGAUACCUUCCAGAAAGAGGCAGUGUACCAUCUUGAGCAUGGCGAUUCAGUGUUCGUAGCUGCACAUACGUCCGCCGGUAAGACAGUGGUUGCAGAGUAUGCGAUCGCACUUGCUGCGAAGCAUAUGACGAAAGCAAUCUACACCUCUCCUAUCAAAGCUCUCAGUAAUCAAAAGUUCCGCGAUUUCCGCCAAACAUUUGAUGAUGUGGGCAUUCUUACGGGAGAUGUGCAAAUCAGGCCCGAAGCUAGCUGUCUUAUCAUGACUACCGAGAUUCUCAGAAGUAUGCUGUACCGGGGAGCAGAUCUGAUCAGAGACGUAGAGUUUGUCAUUUUUGAUGAAGUACAUUACGUCAAUGAUCUGGAGCGAGGUGUUGUCUGGGAAGAGGUCAUCAUCAUGCUGCCGGAGCAUGUGACGCUCAUUCUACUAUCCGCCACUGUCCCCAACACCUACGAGUUCGCGUCCUGGGUGGGUCGAACGAAGAAGAAAGACAUCUACGUUAUCUCUACCCCGAAGCGUCCAAUUCCUCUCGAACAUUAUCUCUGGGCUGGGAAAGGCAUCCACAAAAUUGUCACAGCAGACAAAAAGUUUAUCGACAAUGGUUGGAAAGACGCGAAUGAUAUCUUGUCCGGAAAAGACAAGGUCAAGGCACCUCCUGCAAAUGACACUCAAACUGGUAGAGGCGGUGGCGGUCGUGGAGGUCCACCUGCUAGAGGGGGCCAGAAUCAACGUGGAAGAGGUCAACCGGGUGGCGGUAGAGGAGCGCCCCGUGGUGGAGGACCUCCAGCUACUAGGGGCCGUGGUAACAUUGCAAGGACGGGCCGCGGUGGAGGCCGAACCACAGCCGCGCAAGAUCGAAACAUCUGGGUCCACCUCAUACAGCAUCUCCGGAGCAAAGAUCUUUUGCCUGCUUGUAUAUUCGUCUUUUCCAAGAAGCGAUGUGAGGAAAAUGCCGAGGCGCUUUCGAACAUCGAUUACUGUAACGCUGCAGAAAAGAGCGCGAUACACAUGACCAUCGAGAAGUCACUGGCUAGGCUGAGUAAAGAAGACCGUGAACUUCCCCAGAUUAAGCGUCUGAGGGAGCUGCUUAGUCGAGGCAUUGCCGUCCAUCACGGCGGCAUGUUGCCUAUCGUCAAAGAGGUUGUAGAGAUCCUUUUCGCCAAGACACUUGUCAAGGUCCUCUUUGCUACGGAGACUUUCGCCAUGGGUCUCAACCUCCCCACCAGGACCGUUGUAUUCUCUGGCUUCCGCAAACACGAUGGGCGCGAGUUCCGGGACUUGCUCCCUGGCGAGUACACUCAGAUGGCCGGCCGCGCAGGACGACGAGGACUGGACACAGUUGGUACUGUCAUUAUCUGUGCGCCCGGAGCCGAUGAAGCACCGCCAGCAGCCAGACUCCGUCAGAUGAUGCUCGGAGAACCGACGAAGCUCAGAUCACAGUUCCGCCUUACAUACAACAUGAUGCUGAACCUUCUACGUGUAGAAGCUCUGAAGAUUGAAGAGAUGAUCAAACGAAGUUUCAGUGAGAACGCCACCCAAGCGUUGCUGCCAGAACAUCAAGGCAAAGUCAAAGUCUCAGAAGCUGAGUUGGAGAAAAUCAAGCGCGAGCCUUGUGACAUCUGUGACAUCGACUUAGAGGCCUGCCACCAGUCUUGCGAGGACUACAAGAGACUGACCAACGAGAUGCAUUUGAGUUUACUCAUCAACCCUAUCGGACGACGAGCCCUGGCCAAAAAUAGGUUGGUUGUCUACAAGAAGGACAACAAACGCACAGCAGGUAUGCUGAUGCAAGAUGGCACUAGCAAAGGCAACGAGCCCACCGUCAAAGUCUUGGAAGUGGCGCAGCACCAGGAUCGCAAGCCUGACGACCUUCUGCCAUAUCUCGGUCCUUUUGCGAAGUUGUUCCGCAAGCUACCGAAUAACCCCAAGGAUUUGAUCCUGAAGACAGCCUACGUACCCCUGAACGACAUCGAGUGUUUUACCAAGACCAUUAUCGAUGUUCCUGAGUCUGUCCAGAACCUGGGUCGGUCCAAGUCUAAGGACACGCUGAAGUUGGCCCAAGAUCAGUUCCUACCUUUGUGUGGAUCUUGGGACUACGAAGACUGGGAUGAGUACGAUUACAGCCGCAUCAAGAGCCUCAAGUUCCGCGAAUUGGCGGAAGCCCGCGUCAAAGAGGGACAGAAUGCGGUUAGCAAAGAAUGCCUGAAGUGUCCAGACUUCUUGAAACACUUCACCCAGGAGCACGAUCAGUGGCUCAUUAAAGAAAACAUCCUUGCUCUCCGCCAGCUCAUGUCAGAUCAGAAUUUACAGCUUCUCCCUGACUAUGAACAGCGCAUACACGUACUCAAGGAUCUCGGCUUUAUUGACGAAGGUUCUCGCGUAGAGCUCAAGGGCAAGGUAGCCUGCGAGAUCCACUCCGCAGACGAGCUGGUCCUUACCGAGCUGGUUUUGGAGAACGUCCUCGCCGAGUACGAACCGGAAGAAAUUGUCGCACUACUCUCGGCCUUUGUCUUCCAAGAGAAGACCGACGUAGAGCCUACGCUAACAGCGAAUCUGGAACGUGGUGUCGCAAAGAUUGUUGAGAUCUCUGAGAAGGUCAACAAGAUCCAAACCCUGCACCAAGUCAUCCUCUCCGCAGAUGACUCGAAUGACUUUGUCAGCAAACCCCGCUUCGGCAUGGUCGAGGUGGUGUAUGAGUGGGCACGAGGCAUGUCAUUUAAUCGCAUAACAGACCUGACAGAUGUCAUGGAAGGCACUAUUGUCCGCGUCAUCACCCGGCUAGACGAGACGUGUCGCGAAGUCAAGAACGCCGCUCGGAUUAUCGGCGACCCGACUCUGUUCCAGAAAAUGGGGACGUGUCAGGAACUCAUCAAACGGUAUGUGCUCUACCCAUUAGUUUCUCUUGUGUUCCGUAUCCGCGCCGGCGGGUUACGCUCUGGUGUUUGGGAUUGCUGGGAUGAAAACUGA